CUGCUGCCAGUGCCCGGGCAAGCAAGCGGGCAGGCGGUCAGCCAGACGCCUCCAGCAGUCGCUCUUUGCUUUCCACUCCCUCGCAACUUGUCCACAAGUCAACACUCGUCGCCUUGGCCAACGCCGCCACCCCUCCUUCAUUCCUUGUGGAUAUGACGCCGAACCGAGACGGGAGCUCGGAACCGACCGCAUGAACCCACGAACCCGGCCGACACAGUGAGACAGACAGACAGACAGACAGGCGGCCUCUGGAUGUGGUGUCUACUGCAACUCAGGUGAAAGAGGGGGUGAGCCGUUUUUAAGAAUGAAGGAGGAGAGUUUGUACCAGCGUCGGUUGUCCCUGUGCCCAAAUGUCAGCUCCCCGCCCAAAAUCGACCCCCGCACCCUCACCCGAAACCUUUCUUAUGGAGGAGACAACGACCUGUACAAUCUCAGCUCAGGCAGCGAGACGGACAGGCACGACGGCUCCGCGAUGACGAACGAGCUCAGUCCCGCCCAAUCGCCCGGCAGCAAGUCGGAGUGUAGGAUGUUUAAUGGCCUGGAGAAGGACUGCGCUUCCCCGACGGAAAAGCUUGCCCGGAAGGAGUCGCUUAAGGUACAAAAGCAGAACUACCGACAGGAGAAGAAGCGGGCGGCCAAAGAACUAUUCAGUGCGCUGAAGGACCCGAGCGUUGUCAUCAUGUCCAACUGGCUGAAGAUCCGCGGCUCUUUAAAAAGCUGGACCAAGCUGUGGUGCGCCCUCAAACCCGGCGUGCUCUUGAUCUACAAGAGCCCGAAAAGCGAGCACUGGGUCGGCACCGUCCUCUUGAGUGCCUGCAAGCUGAUCGAGAGACCCUCCAAGAAGGACGGCUUCUGCUUCAAGCUCUACCAUCCGCUGGACAAGUCCAUUUGGGCUGUCAAGGGCCCAAAAGGUGAAAACGUGGGCUCCAUCACGCAGCCUUUACCCAGCAAUUACUUGAUUUUCCGGGCGUCCUCCGAGUCGGACGGCCGGUGCUGGAUGGACGCGCUGGAGCUAGCGCUGAGUUGCUCCAGCCUCUACAAGCUAACGGCUAAGUCCGGAAGAGAAGCAGAUAUCAGCACGACGUCCGAGUCUUCCCACUUUCUUCAUCUUCUACAGUCUAGCACGUUGGCGGACGCAGAGCUUUUGCAGCUGAACGACUCCGGGCUGCUCGGUGAUCACCACAUGGACCAGGACGCCUUUUCCGACAAAUGGGAGCGCGACGCCCACGACGACUGGGACGCGUCCGCCGGAGGACGCUUGACCGAAGAGAGCGACGGCGACCAAUCGGACGAGGCGCUUUCUCCCGGCGCGGGGGCCACGCUUUACGUGGAGCAGGGUGCGGAAGAGAUGGGCGAGGCCGGCGAGGCGUCCCAAGUGGAAACGGUGUCCGAGGAGAACAAAGGACUCAUCUGGGGGAUUUUGAAGCAGCUGCGACCCGGCAUGGACCUCUCCAAAGUGGUGCUUCCCACGUUCAUCCUGGAGCCUCGCUCCUUCCUGGACAAGCUCUCCGACUACUACUAUCACGCCGAUCUGCUCUCGCAAGCCGCGCGGGAGGACGGCGCCUACGGCCGGAUGAAGCAGGUGGUCCGCUGGUACUUGUCGGGAUUUUACAAGAAGCCCAAGGGCCUAAAGAAGCCUUACAACCCAAUCUUGGGGGAAACUUUUCGCUGCUGCUGGCCUCAUCCCCAAAGUCAAGGCUGCACUUUCUACAUAGCUGAACAGGUAUCGCACCAUCCGCCCAUUUCUGCCUUUUAUGUCUGCAAUAGGAAAGACGGUUUUUCCAUCAGCGGAAGCAUCCUGGCAAAGUCCAAAUUCUACGGCAACUCCCUGUCCGCUAUUUUGGACGGCAAAGCCAGGCUACUCUUUCUGAGCAGGGACGAGGAGUACGUCAUCACCAUGCCCUACGCCCAUUGUAAAGGUAUUCUGUACGGCACCAUGACGCUGGAGCUGGGUGGAAAGGUGACCAUCGAGUGUGAGAAAACCAAAUGCUUCACCGAGCUGGAGUUUAAGCUAAAGCCUUUCUUGGGAGGGCCCUGCUCCGUCAAUCAAAUCAGCGGCAAGAUCUCGGUGGGCGACGAGCUCGCCGCCACCGUCGACGGACAUUGGGACAGCGAAGUUUUCAUCCAAGAGAAGCGCUCAGGACAGCAGUCCACCUUAUGGAACCCGAGCCCGGAGGUCCGUGGCGCUCGUCUCAAGAGGCGGGUGGUUCACUUUGACCAGCAGGGGGAGUUUGAGUCUGAAAGGCUGUGGCAGCACGUGACCCGCGCCAUCGUAGAGCGCGACCAAGUGCAGGCCACGCAGGAGAAGUUCGUGCUGGAGGAAGCCCAGCGCAAAGAGUCCAGGGAGAGGGGAGACAAACCCUGGACGCCGCGACUCUUCCACCAGGACCCCGUCAGCGGCGAGUGGACCUACAAACACGCCGAGACUCUUCCGUGGCGAGCGGAAAGUUGUCUGCUUCAGUUGGAGAGGGACGGCGUGAUCCAAACGCUGGAGAAAGGACCGAGGCGGCGCGACGGCCGGCCCGAGGCCAAAGUGAACGGGACGCGCAGGAAAGCUAGCAGUCAGCCGUCCAGCUGCAGCCAGAACACGGAGAGCAGCGGCAGCACCCCGGAGCCGGGGCACGAGUCCUCCGAUAAUGAAGAGUUCUUAAAGCACUGCGCACGCUGCAGCAGCAUGGCCCUUCUUCACACCUCCAUCACGUCCAUACACAAGACGCAGCAAGACAUUCAGAGGAACCUUUGGGCUCUCACCCGACAGCUCAAUCGUCAGCAGGCGGCGGACGACGGCGCGUCUUGGUUGGCGCGCCACUGCGCCGUCAUCUUUUUGGCGCUCCUCUCGCAUCUUCUCCUCCGCUUCUUCUACGCAUGAUAAAAGCAUCCCGUCCGCCGUCCCUCCCGCAAGCACAAAACAAUCAACCGGGGAGGGAAGGACAGGGGAAGGCUUUCGACUAGAACGGGACGGCUUUGCCCGAACGCCAUAAAUGCAAGUAAAUACAGGCCACCUGAGUUUGAAUUUCUAACACUGAUUUUUUUCUUCCCAAACAUUGAAAUUCAGCCACAGAAAGAAAAAAAAAAAAAAAACAGGGAAAAAAAUGUCACAAAAAUUCAGUGGCAAAGAAAAUAUUCCCCAAGUUUUUGCAUUCAAAUUAUUUUUGUGGCUGACUUUUUUUCUUUUUAAGCAGCUGAAUUUUAAUGCCGAAAAAUAUUCUGUGUUAAAAUUUGAAACUAAAAAUUCUGUUUUUCACAACUGAUUUCUUGCAUCUGAAUGUUUUGCAGCUGAGAAAAAUUCAGUGUUGAAUUGGAAUCAAAAAUUCAGAAUUUUUUGCAACUGAAUUUUGACUGCUGAAUUUUUGUGGUUGCCUUUGUUGCAGCUACAUUUUGAUGCUGGAAAUUUUUUAAAAAUGCUCAAAUUAUCUUUGAAUUUUUUUUGUGUGUGUGACCAUUUUUGCAGCUCAAUUUUUAUGACUUUUUUGCAGCUGAAAAAAAAAUCUGCCCCAGAAAUUAUUACAUAUUAUUUGUAUUAUAUUUUCAGUAUCCGAAUGUGCAACCAAAAAUUCUGAAUUUGUUGCGACUGAAAUUUUUUGCGACUGAAUUUCUGACUGAAUUGAGAAAAAUUCAGUGUUGAAAUUUGGAACCAAAAAUUCAGAUUUUUUUUUUUCUGUCAAAUUAUCUUUGAAUUUUUUGCAGCUCAAUGUUUUCUUUGCAGCUGAAGAAAAAAUCUGCAACAGAAAUUGAUUUUAAAUGAUCUGUAUCGAAUUUUCAGUAUAAGAAUUUGCAACUGAUUUUUGUACAGCUAAAUUUUGAGAAAUUCUGAGAAAAAUUCAGUGUUGAAAUUUGGAACAAAACGGCUGAGUUUUAUUUGCAACUGAGUUUUUGUGAUUGCAUUUUUUGCAGCGGAAUUUUGAUGCUGAAAAAAAAAACAAAAUUCAGAAUUUUUCAAUAAUCAGUUUUUUGCAACAGUUUUUUUUAGUUUUUUUCCAACUAAAUUUUCGUUGCUGAAUUUUUAUUACUGAGUUUCUUACAGCUAAAUUUUGGGGGGGAAAUCUGCUAGCAUAUAGAAAUCAGAAAAAUUGGCACAAAUUUCUUUGGUCACUGAAUUCCUGCAGCUCCAGUUUUAUGACUUUUUUUUUCGCUGUGGGGAAGAAAAAAAUCAGUUGCAAAAAAAAUUCAGCCGCAGAAAUUAAGUCAAUUAUUCAUAUUGAAUUUUAAGUAUUAGAAUUUGCAACCAAAAAUUCUGAAUUUUUCGCUCCUGAAUUUUUUUGCAACCGAAUUCUUGAAUUUUUCAGCAAAAAAAAAAAUUUCUUCCAACUGUUUUUUUUUUUUUUUUUUUUUUUUUUUGUGGCUGAUUUUAUCUAGCAUCGGAAUUUUCACUGCAGAAUUUUUUUUUACACAUGAGUAUUGCAAAAAUUCAAAAAAAAAAAUUUGCACCUCAAUUUUUUGUUACCUGAAUUUCUUGCAGAUAAAUUUUGACGCUAAAAUAUUUUAAACAUUUAGGAAAGAAAAAAGCACAAAAUUGAAUUGCAAAAUUUGACUUAAUUUUUGUAACUCAAAUUAUCUUUAAAACAAAAUUCAGCAGCAGAAAUUGAUUCGAAUUAAUUUGUACUGAAUUUUCAAUAUUACAAUUUUCCAACAAAAAAAUGAUUUUUUUUUUUUUUUUUUUUUUUUUUUUUGUGGCUGAUUUUAUUUAGCACCUGAAUUUUCUAUGCAUAAUUUUUGCAUCUGAAUAUUUUGGAGAUGAAUAUUGAUGCUUUGGAAAGAUUCGAAACCAAAAAUUCAGAUUUUUUUUUUUUUUGUGGCUUAAUUUUUUGUGACCAUAUUUCUUGCAAAUACAUUUUGAUGCUAAAACUACAAAACAAAUUCAGGAAAAAAAUAAGAAAGGAAAACUUCAAUUGCAAAAUUUGAGUUAAAUUAUCUUUAAAUAUUUUAUGUCACUGAAUUUUUGCAGCUGAAAGAAAAACUUUCAAUAUUAGAAUUUGCAAAGAAAAAUUCAGAUUUUUCCAAUUUAAAAAACUUUUUUUUUUUUUGCAACUGAAUUUUCAUGCUGGGUAAAAAAAUUCAGGCAGUAAUCUGAUUUUUUUUUUCUUUUAGGUGGAACUUUGUUAAAAUUCUAAAAUGGUUAGAAAUUCAAUCCCUGGUGGCAUAGAUUUACUUCCAUAGCGAUAGCAAUAAACACUUCCCCCGACAGAUCGCAACGCCUCCCCCUAGCGUAGCUGGAUGGAAGCGCACGGGCACCCACGCACUUUGGACGAGAAAGACGGUCUUUCAGUGUAAAAAAAAAAAAAAGUACUAUGAAAAAUGAUUUGGAAGAAAAUCAACUGAGAAAAUGGGCCUUAACCGCUGAUGCCAAAAAAAAAAAAAAAACCAUCAUGUACAACAACCGAAAGAAGGAACACCUUUUUCUUUUUAUGAAUCAUUUUACCAAAACAGUAUUUAUAUACGGAAAAGACAACGAGUUCUUGUUUACAGGGAGCACUGUGUGUGUGUGUAUGUUUCUACGAGUGACACAUACUGUAGGAAGGAAGCAGAAGGUUAAAAGGGGUCAAGAGGGGGCGCCGUACAAAGUGUCUUUAUAUUUGUGUGCCUGGAAGGGGCCGUUUUGUAGCACUCUUUUUUUUUUUUUUUUUUGCCUGGCAACAACUAGUUCACUCACCCCGAAAAAUUUGCUAUUUAACACUAGUGUAACCCAACGACCAAUAGGCUUACGGCAACUUUCUAAUUUUGUCAAAAACAUCUCAUCGACAGCAAUAUACGUCUGGCAGCGAAUUAACCAAUGAUCAUUCACUGCCAGAACCUACGGGUCAAUAGCGGGAAAGAUUUAAAAUCAUGUUUUGGUCCGUGGAAUAUUCGGGGGAAAAAAAUAGCCCUAUGAGAACAAAGUCGAAAUAUUAGAGGAUUUCAGUCAUACAGCAUAAUACAUCGCAAUAUUAUGACUUUUAAGUACUUCAUGAGGUUAAAGUCACUUCACGGUAAAAUGUAUGCAGGCGUAAUAUUACAACUUAGUCAUUUUGCGUACUUUUUAAAAUUGAAAUCGGAAUGUUGCGUGAAAAUCGCGAUGCUUACGGGAUUAAAAUCGGAAUAUUACUUAAUUUUACAAAAUUAAUGUCGGAGAAUUACGUUAAUUAAAUAUUAAGUCGUAAUAUUAUGAGAUUAAAGUCGGAAUAAUAAGUAACUUCACGGACUUUACAUAAAAUGUAUGAAAUCUAAAAUCGUAAUUUACGACUUUUUAACUUUACGUACUUUACAAGAUUGAGAAGCGCGAACGUCGUCAUGUUCUGAGAUAAUAAUUGUCAUAGUACGGGACUAAAAUCAUACAUCGUAAUGCCGUAUACGUUGGAGGAAGCAUGGCUAAAUCAUAAUAUGACCUAAAUCGGAAUAUGACGUAACUUCAUGGACGUCUAAUGUAAACGGCUAGGCUAAAUCGUAACAUGACUUUACGUCCUUUACAACAUUAAAGUAGGAAUAUUAUUUAACUUUACGGACGUCAGAUGUAUGUAAGUGGCUAAGCUAAAUAAUAUUACGACUUAUGUACUUAACGAAAUUUGAAGUCGUAUGUUCUGAGAUAAAAGUCAUAAUAUUACGGUUGUAAAAUCACGCAUCGUAAUGUAGCAUACCAUGCACGCGGCAUAGCUAAAUCGUAAUAUGAUUUUACGUGCUUUACAAGAUUAAUUUGGGAGUAUUACGUAACUUCAUGGAUUUAACGUUGUAUGUAUGUAAGCGACUAGGCUAAAUCGUAAUGUUAUGAAAUUAAAGUCGGAAUAUUAUGUAACUUCAGGGACUUGAGAUAAAAUGUUUGCAAGCUAAAAUCGUAAUAUUACGGCUUUUAACUUUACGUACUAUACAAGAUUGAGAAGAGUGAACGUCGUCGUGUUCUGCUGUAAAAAUUGCAAUUUUACGGGAUUAAAAUCAUACGUCGUGAUGUCGUAUACGUUGGAUGCAGCAUGGCUAAAUUGUAAUAUGACUUCAGUCGGAAUGUAACGUAACUUCAUGGACGUCAAAUGCAUGUAAGUGGCUAGGUUAAAAGGUAAUAUUACGACUUCACGUACUUUACGAGAUUGAAGUCGUACGUCUGUGUAUUAUGAGAUAAAAGUUGUAAAAUCAUGCAUCAUAAUGUAGCAUACGUUGGAUGCGGCAUAGCUAAAUCAUUAUAGGACUGCGUGCUUGGGGAGAUUAAUGUCUGAGUAUUUCAAAAAUAGAAUACUACGAGAAAAAGUUAUAAUAUUACAAGAUUUAGGUCGGAAUAUUAUAUAAUUUCAUGGACUUUACGACAUGUAUGUUAAGCAGCAAGGCUAAAUUCUAACAGUACAACUUUACGUUUGAAUCCCAACAGUAAGAGAUUUAAAACGUACAUUAUAUUAUGUAAAGUGGUAAUAUUCCAACUUUUUUUCUCAUAGGCCUAUUUUCUUCUCCUUUCUUUGCGACUCCGUCGUACAUAAGUGACUUCUUUUUUUAAAAAUGUAAAAACACUUUUUUUUUUUUCUUUUGUACAUAUUUGUCUGCUGUGCUUUUACACUCUGUUCAUAUUUUUGGAAUGUAUUUAUUGUCAUUUUUUUUAACCCUUUGGUAAGUCAUGUGGGAGCGUGCACUGCAAAAAAAAAAAAAAAAAAAAUCUGUUAAAUUGACGUGAGAAUUUUGGGGAAAUGUUAAAUAGACGGAGAACUAAAAGUAAAAAGGAUGACAUUUGAACUGUUGUUUUUAUGGAUUUCCUUUAGGGACAUCGACAGACAUGAAAUAAAUUUAAACCAUCUUGUGUGCACCAGAUUGUAUUUGGUCCGCACUAGAAACUAUCUGGUACGCACCAGAUAGUAUGUGGUGUCUCCGAAAACCUAAAAACUAGUUUCUAGUGCGUAUCACAUACUAUUUGGUGCACACAAGGUAAGUUUCUAGUGCUCUCUGGAUAGUAUUUGGUGCUUACUAGGCACUAUGGUGCACCAGAUAGUUUCUAGUGCUUAGCGCAUACGAGUUUGUGUGCGCCAGAUUGUUUAUGGUGCACACCACAUACUAUUUGGUGCACACCAGAUUUUUUCUGCUGCGCAACAGGUAGUUUCUAGUGCACACCACAUGCUAUUUGGUGCACACCAGAUAAUUUCUAGUGUACACCACAAACAAUUUGGUGCACACCAGAUAGUUUCUACAGCACACCACAUACAAUUUGGUGCGCAGCAGAUUGUUUCUGAUGCGCAACAGGAAGUUUAUAGUGCGCACCAGAUAGUAUGUAGUGCGCACUAGAAUCUAUCUGGUCCACACCAAAUAGAAAAGAAUCUGGUGUGGACUAGAUAGUUUCUAUUGCUCAUCACAUACUAUUUUAUGCGCACCAGUGUGCAUCAGGUAGUCUAUAGUGCGCACCAGAUCGUAUGUGGUCCGCACUAGAAACUUUCUGGUGCGCCAGAUAGUUUCUAGUGCGCAUCAGGUAGUCUAUAGUGCGCACCAGAUCAUAUGUGGUCCACACGAGAAACUUUCUGGUGCACCAGAUAGCUUCUAGUGCUUAUCACAUACUAGUCGGUGCGCAGCAGGUAGUUUCUUGUGCACACCACAUACUAUGUAGUGCGUACCAGAUUGUUUCUGGUGCGCAUCAAAUACUAUUUGGUGCGCACCGGAUUGUUUCUGGUGCCCACCUGGUAGUUUCUAGUGCACACCACAUACUAUUUGAUGCGCAACAGGAAGUUUAUAGUGCGCACCAGAUAGUAUGUGGUGCGCCAGAUAGUUUCUAGUGCUUAUCACAUACUAGUUCGUGCGCACCAGAUUGUUUCUGGAGCACACCACAUACUAUUUGGUGCACACCAGAUUGUUUAUGGUACGCAACAGCAAGUUUAUAGUGCGCAACAUAUAGUAUGUGGUGGACACUAGAAUCUAUCUGGUCCGCACCAGAUACUUUUUCAUCUGGUGCACACCAGAUAGUUUCUAGUGCGCAUCACAUACUAUUUCGUGCACACCAGAUUGUUUCUAGUGUGCAUCAGGUAGUCUGUAGUGCGCACCAGAUCAUAUGUGGUCCACACUAGAAACUUUCUGGUGCGCCAGAUAGCUUCUAGUGCUUAUCACAUACUAGUUGGUGCGCACCAGGUAGUUUCUUGUCCACACCACAUACUAUGUAGUGCGUACCAGAUAGUAUUUGAUGCGCACCGGAUUGUUUCUGGUGCGCACCAGGUAGUUUCUAGUGCACACCACAUACUAUUUGGUGCGCACCAGAUUGUUCAUGGUGCGCAAAAGGGAAGUUCAUAGUGCGCACUAAAUAGUAUGUGGUGCAUACUAGAAUCUAUCUGGUGUGCACCAGAAAAGUAUCUGGUGCGCACCAGAUAGUUUCUAAUACGUAUCACAAACUAUUUCGUGCGCACCAGAUUGUCUCUGGUGUGCAUCAGGUCAUAUAGUGCGCACCAGAUCAUAUGUUGUCCGCACUAGAAACUUUCUAGUGUGCCAGAUAGUUUCUGGUGUGCAUCAGGUCAUAUAGUGCGCACCAGAUCAUAUGUUGUCCACACUACAAACUUUCUAGUGUGCCAGAUAGUUUCUGGUGCUUAAUCUGGUGCGCACCAGAUUGUUUCUGGUGCACAUCAGGUAGUUUCUAGCACACCACAUACUAUGUAGUGCGCACCAGAUUGUUUCUGGUGCACAUCAUAUACUAUUUGGUGUGCACCAGAUUAAAAAAGUAACUGUGCGCACCAGAUGAUUUAAAUUUAUUUUAUUUCUGUCGAUGUCCCUUUAUAGGCUCCGUAGGUGUCUGAUGCGCGAAGGCAGUUUGGGCCUAUAAAAUGGAACUUCAAAGAUAGAAAAGUAUCUGGUGCGCACCAGAAAGUUUCUAGUGUCUAGUGUGCACACACACUUUUUUUUUUUAAUGAAUUUAAACACAGCCAAAAUUUUAAACAGUGCUCGCAAAGCAAGGCUGCCAUUCGUGCUUUUUCUACGUGCGUAUUUUGAGUUCCGCUAAAAAAGCAAAGCCAUGACUGCCAUCUUGUUAAUUUUUUUUUUUCCAAUUAUCUGUAACCUUUCAGUCCAUUGCCACUAGUGGCGAUCCCAACGGGAGCAAAUUUUAGCGAUGAAAGUCGACUGAUGAAUGAUUUUAUGUAUUUUUUACAGUUUUUUUUCUUCAUGAUUUUCCUCUUUUUUUUUAUACUCAAUGGCCAUUUUCUUGGAUUGUAUAUGCCACUUUGAUUUUAUUAUAUUGAACAAAACCUAUUCCGCUCACAAUGAUGCUCAAUUUUUUCAUUCACACUUGUUGCACACUGUAGCACUACAGUAAAAUAAAAACUUUUAACCCUGA
This is a messenger RNA of Corythoichthys intestinalis (scribbled pipefish), 10249 nucleotides long. It is a transcript of the gene osbpl5, whose product is annotated as oxysterol binding protein-like 5. Lineage: Eukaryota; Metazoa; Chordata; Actinopteri; Syngnathiformes; Syngnathidae. Gene Ontology annotation, molecular function: cholesterol binding. Gene Ontology annotation, cellular component: intracellular membrane-bounded organelle; membrane; cytosol. The transcript is spliced from 23 exons. The record is from RefSeq and is a predicted model, not a curated record. Bases 305 to 2869 code for a protein of 854 amino acids.